GCUGCCAUCAUCAAUCGCCAACAUCGACAUCUAGCAUAGACUUUAAUACAAAUACCGAGACAUCAUCGACGCCAAAUAGCACCUCGCCACCACCAACGCGCACCAUGUUCACGGAACAGGCGGUGGUGCAUGCCUCUCAGUCAAUGACAUCGUUGACAAUGAAUAUGACCACAAAUACCAAUAAUACGUCAGUAGGUUCACCCAGUCAUCAGCAUCAUCACCAUUACAAUGACUUAAAGGGAUCAUCCAUUAACCAUGCAAAUAUAAAUCACAAAACAACAACACAAUCUCAGACUCUCCAACAACAACAACAACACAAUGCAUUCGCCUCACACUCCCAUGUCCAUCAUUCUCAUGCACACACUCAUGCUCCACCCUCAAUUCAUCAACAACAACAACAAUUAAAUUAUGCCGCCAAACAACAUUCGUACACCUUACCAUCCUCCUUACCGACCACAACGACAAUGGAGAGCACAACAACAACAACAUCGUCCAUGUUUGAUAUAUCCAACAAUUUCAAUUCCAACAUUGAACACUGUUCAUGUGGCCUUUCCUUUAAAGUCGAUCGAAAUACAAAUAAUCUUGCAAUGAUGGGUACCACUUCGACAUCUCUGUUGAGUUUAAAUAAUCAACAUUAUCAGUAUAACAACGAUAACAGUACCACACGUUCACUGGAAACCAGUAGCUCCGUUGCUCUGCUCGACAGUAGUCAGAGGCAAUCGUACUUGAGUAAAUCGCAUCACCAUAAGCCGCAGCAUGCUCGACAUUGUCAUCAUAGGCGUCACGAUUCACACGAUUAUGCUGUGCCACAUUUGAUGCAAUACCAACCAACUGAACCGCCCGAAAUUCAUACACAUGAAUAUUUUUCUCAGGAGUCCCAGGAAUCGCUGACAACCAAUACGGCCACAAUGGCUUUUAGUCCUCAUGCUACUACUACGCAGCCACAGCAACAGCAACAACAACAGCAGCCGCAGCCUCAUAGUUGUCAUCGUCAUUCACAUGUCCAUGCCCAAACGGAUUUUAGCUAUGGCCAGCGAUGACAUGCUUCCAAAUGAGAAAUAUAUAUCCCCAUAUGGGCCUAACAACAGGGACCCACUUUCAUUUGCAAUUUGUAUGUGAUUUAUCUAUUAUUGAUCUAGAUAAUCUAAUUUUGUAUGACUCGGUGAAAGAUUGGGAUCUGUUAAGGCAAUCAUUGCCCCAAACUCCUAUAACUCAUUAGGUAAAGCGGAAUUUUUGUCGAAUAGCAUGGGUCAUGCCGUUAAAAAGUCUGCAAGUUUCCCACCUUCAAAUUGCAAAUCGCUUAGAAUGGUUGGACUAAACGUAACAGAAAUUUGUUGAUCACAAUCUGAAGCUAUAAAAGAACUGAUAUAUAGUUCUUUUCUGACUAAGUCAUAGAAAGAAGAAAUUGUUCUGAAGAACUAUGCUCUUGGAGUUUAGAAUUCAUUUUGUUUGUGCCGUCAAAAACAUAUUCGAUUUUCAAUAAAAGGCUUUUCCAUUUCCCUUGGAAACCCAAAUCAAAAGUCAAUACCAAGGCCUGUCUAAAUUUGUGCUGGGUCACAGUUAAUUUAUUGAAUUUAAUUUAUAAAUCAUUGUAUGUAUACAAAUUGUGUAAUGAAUAAAUAUAUAUUUUUUAGUUUUUAUUUAAAUUUUAAUCCAGUAUCUUACAAGUUUGUCACAUAUGACAGUACGACACAGAUAUAAGAUAUUCUAAUGGCCCAAGCAAUUUAAAAAACUAUGGUUGGGAAGCCACCUCUUGAAAAUGUUUCAAAAUAUUUUUACAUUUGGUCAUAGCGCCCUUAUGACGGUCUCAUUCAAUUCUAAAUCUCCAAAAAAAAUUCCAGGUAGUUUUACAUCUCUGUAAAUUAUGUCUGAUUUUUGCAAAAAAAAAUGCAAGCUAAAUCCUACUUGAGCUACAUGUAACGUGAACAAUCCUUGCUGGGUAAUAUGGCGGUUGCUGUGUAUCGUUGUUGCUACCACAUCGUGUGGUAAAAAGUAAUUUAAGAUGUUGCUUUGCCAUCGUCUUACAAUCGUGCAAUCGUCAUUUGGUCCAUGUAAAAAUAGUUCAUUACCAAAACCACCAACUGAUCUAUAUAUCAUGAGGAAUAUCUUCUUAUAGAAGCGAAGGUAUGAUUGAUUUAAGAAAUUUUGAAUGGACCUAGCCAGGAGAGUCAGAAAUGAUCUUAAUUUAAAAGUGCCAAACUAUUAAAUGUCAUUUGAUACGGCCAAAAAGUACCACGUAAAACCAUAGAUCUUUUAGGACGAAUUCUGUUUUCGAAGAUUAGGAAUAGAUCUAGAGGUGUUCGUCCGACUGGCUGAUAUGCAAAAGAAUUCUCAAAGGGGUUAUCCAAAUUUUGUACAUCAGUAUAAUAUGGUUAAACUUAAAUCGAGUUAUGAGAUGGACAAUAUAAGUCCACUCCUUAUGGUACCUCUCACACAAAACGUCUAAAUUUUCAACAGAAAGUGAUUAUCCAAUUUUUAAAAUGACAAGUGUACAUAUACAAAUAUACAAUAUCCUUGAGGUAACUUCCAUACAAAUGGUCAAAAUUUUGAUAAAGUAAACUUAAACAAGUAAAAAAGAAAUUAAGUUCGGCCGACCCUUCACCACUUGAAAAGUAACUUAAAAACAAGUAAAAAAGCUGUAAGCUCGAGCGGGCCUAUCUUUGAAUACCCUCCACCAUUUGGAACGAUUUUGGAUAUUUUCAAAAAAAUUAAAACCCUUAAAAAUUCUGUUAAAAUCUUAAAAAUACCGAAUGUAGCCGUUAUAUUAGUGUCUAUACGACGACGUGGACCUGCAUAGGUAACUUUUGUCAUAAACCACUACAAUAUUCAAAUGCAAAACUUGAAAAAAUCGGUGAAAAAUCAUCGAAAUACCGAAUUUAGGGAGGAACUAUUAUAUGGGGGCUAUAACAAAACGUGGACAUGCACCGAUAAUUUUCUGUCAUAGGCUGUAAUACCCAUUACGAACCUCAAAUACCAAAUUUGAAACAUUUCCGGUGAAUCUAAAUACCGAAUUUUAAACAGCUUCUUUAAAAAUUAUGGCUAAAAUCAAAUGCUGUUUGCAGACGAAAGAUAGCAAAACGCAAAAUGCUUGAUUUCUAUCACAUGCGGUUUAAAGUCUGGCGUAAUUACAUAGGACGGACGAAAAAUUCUAAGCUAAAUAGUCUUAGAAUUUUACGCUGAUCAAGAAUAUAUAUACUUUGUUGGGUCAGAAAUGAUUAUUUCGAUGAAGAACUUGAUGAACCUUUUAUACAAUGUAUUAUUGAGGAGACAAAAUUGAAGCAUGCUUCUAGGCGCCAACAAAUUUAUUUUUUCUUUUUUAAUAAUAACAAAUUAUUUAUAUGAAUAAAAAACGAAACAAAUCAAAACGUGUAUUCCUAAAAUAAAACAAAAAAUAAUUUACAACGCAGCAACAAUUAUCAAAAUACCAAUGUUGUGAAACCAAUGACGUAUCGGAAAAAAUAUAUAUUAUGCGGCAAAAGAAAAUCUUUUUGCAAACAUGUUAACGAAAAACACCACAUUUUUAUAGCAAAAGAAAAACAAAAGCCACAUACGUAAUAAAAGCAAAAACAACAUUCAAAAAUUAAAAAAAAAAACUACCUUAGAAUUGAAAACUUUGUGCAAUGCAGGCAUUACUUUAUUGAAAUAAACUAUAUAACCAAACAAACAUGCAAUACAUAAACUAUAUUUAAAAAAAAAACAACAAAAUUUAAUAAUGUUUAUACACAUAAUUUUAUAAGAAUAACAUUUCAAAAGAAAAUAAAAAUAAAUACAAUUUUUGAAUAUUUCAAAUCAAAA
Musca domestica (house fly) is the source of this 3795-nucleotide messenger RNA. RefSeq names its product LIM domain-containing protein A-like. NCBI's taxonomy places the organism in Eukaryota, Metazoa, Arthropoda, Insecta, Diptera, Muscidae. The record is from RefSeq and is a predicted model, not a curated record. The transcript is spliced from 2 exons. Bases 105 to 1040 code for a protein of 311 amino acids.